This is a messenger RNA of Tachyglossus aculeatus (Australian echidna), 2220 nucleotides long. It is a transcript of the gene PLA2G7, whose product is annotated as phospholipase A2 group VII. The record is from RefSeq and is a predicted model, not a curated record. The transcript is spliced from 13 exons. Gene Ontology annotation, molecular function: 1-alkyl-2-acetylglycerophosphocholine esterase activity. Bases 339 to 1616 code for a protein of 425 amino acids. NCBI's taxonomy places the organism in Eukaryota, Metazoa, Chordata, Mammalia, Monotremata, Tachyglossidae.
AUCAGGCAAUCAAGCGUCUUUCUUGAGCGCUUCCUGGGUGCAAAGCACUGUACUGAGCGCUUAGGACAGCAGCCAGGAGGCGCGUGCGUGGAGGUCUUCGCAGCUGGGGGCUUGCAAGGACCGUGUACAGUAUUGUUUACAUGACAUAAUGGAUUAUUUCCUCAAUGUUUGGUUUUUAUCAACACCGACAUGAGGCUGUAUAGUGAUUCAAUCAAUCAGUGGUAUUGGAGUGCCUAUUACUGCAAAGCAUUGUGUAAGUCCUUGGGAGAGUACACAACAGAACUAGCAAACAAGGUUUAAAGUGAAGCUGCCGCUAAUUUUCAAACAAAGGCUACAAGAUGAUGCCAUCCAAAUAUUUUGUGUUUCUCUGUUUCUGCUGCUGUGUGAUGAGAGUGCAUUCCGCCUGCUGGCGUGGCCUAAAUCCACUUGCAAAUAUUUCAACACCUGUAUGGCUGACUAAGAUGCAAUCAAUAAUGUCUCCUGGGAGCAGUAUCAGACACAACAUUCCUGGAGGAAAAGGGCCUUACUCCGUGGGAUGUACAGAUUUGAUGUUUAAACCCACACGCGAGGGUAGCUUUUUACGUUUAUAUUACCCUUCCCAAGAUGAUAAGGACCAGAAAAACACUGUGUGGAUUCCAAAUCAAGAAUAUUUUACAGGACUUAUGAAAUUCCUUACAAGGCAUCAGUUCUGGGGCAAAUUUUUAAACCUCUUAUUUGGCUCCGUGAAGAUUCCUGCCAAGUGGGAAGCCCCUUUCAAGUCUGGAGAAAAAUACCCCUUGAUCAUCUUUUCUCAUGGCCUUGGAGCCUUCAGGACAAUAUAUUCUGCUAUUGGCAUGGACUUGGCAUCUCACGGGUUUAUAGUUGCUGCAGUGGAACACAGAGAUGAUUCUGCAGCAGCGACCUACUAUUUCAAUGAGACGUUAACUGAGAAGACCUGGCUCUACUACAAGAAUCUCGAAGAGGGGGAUAAUGAAUACUUAAUACGCCAUUCACAGGUUCUGCAAAGAGCAAAUGAGUGCAGGAAUGCUCUUGAUUUGAUUCUGGAUAUUAAUAGUGGAAAAUCAGUAAAGAAUGAAUUGGGUUUGAAGUUUAAGUUCGAACACCUAAAGGAUGCUAUUGACCCUAAUCAAGUGGCAGUAAUGGGACAUUCCUUUGGGGGAGCUACAGUGAUUCAGACCCUUAGCCAAGACAAGAGAUUCAGGUGUGGAAUUGCCCUAGAUGCCUGGAUGUUACCCUUAAAUGACCAAGUCAGUUCCAGAGUUCCUCAGCCACUACUGUUCAUCAAUUCUGAGAAAUUCCAGGAUCUUGGAAGUAUCCAAAAAAUGAGAGCUCUUUACCAGCCUGGUACAGAAAGAAAAAUGAUCACAAUCAAGGGCUCCGUCCAUCAGAACUUUGCAGAUUUUACCUUUGUGACUGAUGACAGGAUUGGAAAGUGGCUCAUGCUGAAAGGAGAUAUAAAUUCGAAUCUUGCCCUUGACCUCAGCAAUGAGGCAUCUUUAGCUUUCUUGCAAGAACACCUAGGCCUUCAGAGAGACUAUGACCAAUGGGCUCAUCUCCUGGAUGGAAAAGAUGAGAACUUGAUUCCAGGCAGCCCUUUUGAUGAGCCUCACCUUUAACCUCCUCCAUGUAGGUUUCCUGAUACCAAGAUUAUAGGUUAUGGCAGGAAUACUCAAAUAGCACUAUGCCCCUGCUGGAAAGCCCUCAUUUUCCUACAAGGCUUUCCUUUAGAAUAAUUCUUGUCCCACCACUCAAUCAAUCUUUCACAUACUAAUUUUCCUUCACCUUUAAACUCCAGAGCAGCUAGGGGAAAUGAUCUGGGUGGGGAUGAGAAAACAAUCAGCAGCAGAAAUGCUAGAAUUCACAGAUCAGUUAAUAAGAAAUUUAGCUGGCUGAUAAAGGGGCAGGGCUGUCUGUAGUCUGUACAGAUCCUACUAUCCACCUAUUGUGAGGUAGCUGUUCUCUUGGAAGAUUAAAAAAAAAACAACACAAACCACUUUUGUCCAAAGAGUCAACUUUAUUCAAGCUAGAUUGUAUUAUAAUAACCCCAACAUUCAAACAGAAGCUCUAUGAAACAUGUGACCCAAGUGAAAUUCAACACUAUUCUAACCUCUGAAAUAUGCUAUCCUUAAUAACUGGUACAUCUUCAGCUACGGGAGGGUUGAUGCUACCCUGUUCACAAAUCCUUGGACUUACAUCAGACUUGAUUUAGCCCCUGCUUAA